CUGCAAGCGAGCGCCCAGCCCCGAGCCGGCGCAGGAAACGCCGCAGGUGCCACUGCCCAGCCCCUGGCCAGGAGCCAUGCCAGGGCUGGGGAUGGCCACCGAGUGUCCCCUGGCCAGGCAGCCCAGGCCAGGCAGCGCCCGUGGCUCUGUGGGGAGCUGGCGGUGCAGCGUGGCCGCGGAGCCGCCGCUGCCGGCAGCGGUGCAGCGCUGCUGCUGCACUGCAGGGCUGGAGUGGCUUUCCAGGGCUGAACUCCGCGGAUUGGCCCGGAGCACCCCGCUCUCCUCCCUCCCUGCCCUCCCUCCUCCAGCACCCACAAGCCACGGAGAUUGGACAGUUUGGUGCCACAUGGCAGAGAGGAGCUAGGAUAAAAAAAUGAGCUGGGCGCGGGGAUUGUAGAGUCCGCGGCAAAGGAAGCUCGCGGUGCGCUGGCACCAACAUUUGCUGGCUGAGCUGAGUCAGUGCAGGGAGCACGGACAGACGGACACACCACCGGGGCUGCAGCCACCCAGGGACACCUGCGGGGUGAGCACCAGCUGCGGAGCAUCCUGUCCCCUCCGUGCCAGCCAUGUCCCUGGUGGUGAAGGAGAAGAACCACGUCCGGUUGGUUUUCCUGGGGGCUGCCGGCGUGGGCAAGACCUCGCUGAUCCGGCGCUUCCUGCUGGACACCUUCGAGCCCAAGCACCGGCGCACGGUGGAGGAGCUGCACAGCAAGGAGUAUGAGGUGUGCGGGGCCACGGUCACCGUGGAGAUCCUGGACACCAGCGGCAGCUACUCCUUCCCGGCCAUGAGGAAGCUCUCCAUCCAGAACAGCGACGCCUUCGCCCUGGUCUACGCCGUGGAUGACGCCGAGUCCUUCGAGAGCGUCAAGAGCCUGCGGGAGGAGAUCCUGGAGGUGAAGGAGGACAAGUUCCCUCCCAUCGUGGUGGUGGGCAACAAGGCGGAGAGCGGCGGCGAGCGGCGCGUGCCGGUGGAGGACGCGCUGUCGCUGGUGGAGCUGGACUGGAACAGCCGCUUCGUGGAGGCCUCGGCCAAGGACAACGAGAACGUCCUGGAGGUGUUCAGGGAGCUGCUGCAGCAGGCCAACCUGCCCAGCAGGCUCAGCCCCGCGCUCUGCAAGAGGAGGGAGACGCUGCCCAAGGAGCAGGCGCUCAGGCCGCCCAUGAACAAGACCAACAGCUGCUCCGUGUGCUGAGCCCGGCUGCAAACUCAGGUGGGCCGGGUGGGAGAGGCACUGCCCCGGCCAAAACCUCCCCUGCUGCCUCCCACCCCUUCCCUCCUCUUCCUCACCCAGCCCAGAGGAGCGGAGAGGGUGGGAGGUGACCCGAAGGUGGGGUGCUGGAUGGGUGUGGGGUAUUCCCAAAAAAGCAGGAGGCUCACCUGGGGAGCAGCCUGGGUCAGGCAGGGCGCUGAGGGCAGGCACGGGCAGGGGGGCUCUGGCAGAUGUGGGCACCUGCAGCUGCAUCAGCCCUGCCAGCACCGCUGUGCCAGCACUUGAGUCUGGUGUCACCUCGUCCCCAGCACCUCCAACCUCCUGGCAUGGCUCUGGCACCCACAGCACACCCGAGCAGUCCUCAGUCUGUAGAACAUGUGAUAGGGUGGUCUGU
Messenger RNA from Passer domesticus (house sparrow), 1605 nucleotides. Its product is annotated as GTP-binding protein Rhes-like. The record is from RefSeq and is a predicted model, not a curated record. The transcript has a single exon. The coding region runs from base 567 to 1193 and encodes 208 amino acids. Gene Ontology annotation, molecular function: GTPase activity; GTP binding. NCBI's taxonomy places the organism in Eukaryota, Metazoa, Chordata, Aves, Passeriformes, Passeridae.